Arthroderma uncinatum is the source of this 3894-nucleotide messenger RNA. Its product is annotated as Atg11p. Gene Ontology annotation, molecular function: molecular adaptor activity; protein kinase binding. NCBI's taxonomy places the organism in Eukaryota, Fungi, Ascomycota, Eurotiomycetes, Onygenales, Arthrodermataceae. Gene Ontology annotation, cellular component: Atg1/ULK1 kinase complex; phagophore assembly site membrane; extrinsic component of membrane. The record is from RefSeq and is a predicted model, not a curated record. The coding region runs from base 1 to 3894 and encodes 1297 amino acids. The transcript is spliced from 3 exons. Gene Ontology annotation, biological process: autophagy of peroxisome; positive regulation of protein phosphorylation; piecemeal microautophagy of the nucleus.
AUGCUGGCAGAUCCAGUUUCGUUUGCUUCGCCGGAUGCUUUGCGAACAUGGAUAUCCCGAAACACGCAGAUUCCCGUCCAGCGGCAGAUAUUAAUGACCGCGAGAGGGAAGAGCAUCAAAACCCAGAGCCUUGCGACGGAGAACGAGAUUUUUGUGUACGACAGACAAAACGUGAGCGAUCAAACCAGCAACGGAGCUCCCGAAACCCCUUCACCUCCUCUAUUCACACCGCAGGACCCUCCCGAUAUACUUGCGGACCGGAACAACCUACAAUCAUGGAAGGAUCUCUACAUGGCGCGUCGGUCGUGGGCACUCAACCUUGCCGCGCAGUGCAAUUCCAUGGCCAAGUCUGUAGACGAGCAUCAUGCACGGAUAGCAGUUAUUCGCCGUGGUGUGGCCGUCGCUCUAGAGAACUUAAAGUCCCAUGUCGGGAGCCUGGAGCAUAAGUUUCAGGAUACUCAAAACUGGGCCAACGGACUCGUCAAAGACCAGCAGUCAGCUCUCAAGGAUUGGCAACGCGCAUUUGGCAGCCUCGGUACCAUCCCCACUAAGAGAGAUUUCACCUUCUUACGACGCCCAGUACCGAAGAAGCCAAAGGAACAGCGUACGGGAACUUUACAGGAUUAUAUCGACACCGAGGAAAUGCAGAAUGCGGUGUCACAGGUAUCCACACAGUCGCAAAGCUUUGCCCAGCGUCUAGAUGACCUUGAGAAGACAGUCCGUAGUGUUUCUGCCCAGGCAGGGUCAUUGGAAAACGCCACAUCCCAGAACUAUUCUUCAGAAAUCGAACUGUCUUUCCUGGGAGAUAUAGAAAAGUACGCCAGGAAGAUCGCCACUGAUUAUACGUCCAUCUUAGCUUUACCAAAUGAUCCUGGGUCAAUAUCCAAUGUAUCGAAGAUAGCGUUGGUACAUACGAAAAAGAUCCUGCCAAAGAUGGUGGAUGCAAGCCUUGAUUUACGGAAUACGCUGAACUCUGUCAUAAAAGAUCGAAACGUGGCCAUGAAGGAUGCUGCUGUGCAUAUGCAAAUGAUUUCAUCGAUAGAAUUACGGCUGGCCAAGGCGCAGACCGAUAUUGCGGAAUUGGAUGUUGACACUGAUGCUUUCGACGUACUUUGCCUUGUUUACCACCUACCGUCUAUCUACGGAUCGAUUCUAAUCGAGUCCGCGCGUCGUCAUGAAUGGACUGACAAAAUGAAAACCGACUCGAGGGAUAUUGCUGAGGAGCUUGCUAUUUUCCGCGAUGAAGAACAACGUAGAAGGAGGAAAUGGGUUAAACGCAUGGGCGACUUUCUUACGCUGACUGACGAUAACGCUCCUUCUGUUGAAGUCAAUAUGCAGUCGGGAAAAGCUACGGUGUGGCCUGAAGUCUCUAGAGCUGACGUUGAGGAAUACAUCGAACUGGUCAGAACGAAAGAUGAUAUGGAUGACACCGUCCAGGAGUUGACACAGCUACUCAAAGAACUAGAUACCCCUAGCAGACAGCAGCGGCGGAGAACCAAAGCGUUCAAACAAGGUAGUCUGUUUGAAAUGGGCCGUAGUUCGUUCCUACUACGUGACAAUGAUGUCGUUCGCAGCCUUCAAGAGGAAAAGUCAAAGGUGGAGGAUAGGCUGAAAGGUUCUGAAAGUCGUGUGAGGAGGUUGGAGGAUCUCCUUCAUCGCCAAAGCCACAUAUCUCGCCCAGUCAGUGGGCAUUUUGGGCCAGACAUACCCACCUCUCCGGCCUCUCCACGAUUAGAAAAUGCACGGCUCGAUAAUGCAUCUCGAAGAUCCUCUUUUUCAUCGCGGCGCAUGUCAUCAAAUCAACCACAGGAUGACAGGGCACUCAUACAACGCAUUGUUGCGCUGGAGGCUGAGCUUACUGUAGAACGUGAUGCGAUAACCAAAAUGCAGCGUGAGACAAGCCUCGAACGUCAGGCCAAUGUCGACAAGAUUGAAGAAGCAGAACUUACCAAAAAGGACUUAAUGAGGAAUCUUGAAGCUAAACAGCGUGAAUUCGAAGAGGAACGGAGGUUUCUUGAAUCAGAAGGGGCUAAGUUCAAGUCCAGGGUCGAGGAGCUUGAAGAUGAAUUAGACAGGGCCAUGGAUUCACAUGAUCAUGAGAGACAUGAGACCGACGAAAAGAUCAAGUUACUGUACAAGGAGAUCGAAGCCGCCCGAGGCAAGAGCCAAGAGGAUGCUGCUAAAGUUGAUUCCGCAACACAGGCCCGUUGUUCUGAAUUGACGGAUCGGAACAAUGAAUUGGAGGAGGAGAUCCAGUCUCUUCACAAGAAGCAGAAGGAUUUAAUCCAAGGACUACAGUCCGCAUAUCAUAAUAUUUCCAACUCCUCACCUCCGGGUGACAUAGUGGACCUCGUCGAUGCCCUUUGUGUUGUUGUGGAAGGCCUGGUUAUACAUUCGAAGGGAUCAGAUGAAACUGUAGCACAACUGGGCGAGGAAAAUGACAAUUUAACCCAAAAAAUCGCACAAAUAGAGAAGGAUGCAGAAAUCACCAAGGCGCUGCUAGAGUCGAAACAAGCACAGACCUCCGAGCUCGAGGAACGACUCAAGGACUUCAAAUUCCAGCUUGAGGACGCAAAGUCAAGCCUGGAGAAGGAGCAAAAAGAGACAUCAUCCUUGAGGUCUACCCUUAACGCCGAGAAAGCUGAAAGAGAGGUAUCAGACAACCGCGCCAUGGAGGGAGAUCAGACGAUCACUGAGCUAAAGGAACGUCUACAACAUAUGGAAGAGGCUAAAAGCUCUGUUACAGCUGAGCUUCUGACAUGGAAGAGGAAAGUUGAAACCACUGAAGAUGGCGGCAAGUCUACUAGCUCAUGGUUUGACGCUCGAGGUGCUCGUGCUAGUGAUAUGUCAUUGAAAGUUCAUACCCUUGUUGAACAGCUAUCGCGGAUUCUAGAGGAACUAGGAUUCACAAUUGUCUCUCAGGACAAUUCUAUGACAAUCCAACGAACUUCCAGGGUAAUGAAUGGGCUUUCCGUCGGUGACAGCAUGGCAUCCUCGACGCUUAUACGCACAAUUCCAACACCUGAACAUGUGCAUUGGGCCAAAGCAGGAAACGAGGCAGACGAAUCGUCUCAAUUUUCUUCAUUUAUGGCUGCUGUUGAUCGCAUGGAUAUAGCGGCUUGCGGGGACGCAGUAAUCAAGAGAGUUAAAGACAUUGAAACUUUGGCUAGGAAAUGGCAAAAGGAAGCCCGAGGAUACCGAGACAAGUACCAUCGUGCUCAAAGCGAAGCCCACGACAAAAUUGCCUAUCGAUCAUUCAAGGAGGGCGAUCUCGCACUCUUCCUGCCUACGCGCAAUCAAGAAAUUCGAUCAUGGGCGGCAUUCAAUGUCGGAGCACCCCACUACUUCCUGCGAGAGCAGGAUGUUCAUAAACUGCAUACGCGGGAUUGGCUCCUCGCCCGAAUCACCAAGGCAGAGGAAAGAGUGGUUGACCUUUCGAAAUCUAUGAACGGGACAAACCAAGACCGCCUUUCGACGGGUGUUAAUGACGGCGCAUCAAUCGACGACGAUAAUCCCUUCGAGCUAUCAGAUGGUCUGAGAUGGUAUCUUUUGGAUGCAUCGGAGGAAAAACCACGAGCUCCCAGUACCCCAGGGCUUGGUAAGAGUACCGUUGCUUCUGCACAUGUUGACGCAAAGGGGAGUAUUCGGCUAAAGCGGACAACAUACGGCGGGGGGGCAACAAAGACUUUAUCGAAGAGCUUAGAUAGCAGACGGAACAGCUCGGCAUCGAGAAACGGUGUACCCGUACCUACACUUCAGCCCGCAUCAACAGGUGAAACCGUAUUGCCGUCGGAAGGGGAUCAAAGUGCGGAGGGCCGCAGAGAGGAGGCACAAAUAUUUAACGAGGUUCGCAGAGAUCUGUUAUCGGGUCCCUCAAAUGAAUCGAAUAAAUGA